Molecule: messenger RNA, 1995 nt
Organism: Sesamum indicum (sesame)
Lineage: Eukaryota; Viridiplantae; Streptophyta; Magnoliopsida; Lamiales; Pedaliaceae
Product: Major facilitator superfamily protein
Biological process (GO): transmembrane transport; dipeptide transport
Cellular component (GO): membrane
Molecular function (GO): dipeptide transmembrane transporter activity; tripeptide transmembrane transporter activity
Source: RefSeq, a predicted model, not a curated record
AACCUACACUUUCCCAUUCCCGAGAGAUUGCCUUCAUGUCCCAACCCCCGGAAAGCUUCCUCAUGUCCUUUUGAUGAGGAUUUGCUUCUCCCUUUCUAUAUAUAAAGAGAGAGAGUUUUACUUCACUUUCCAAGCAUCUUUAUAGCACUUUGAGAUGGAGGCUAAAGGCUACACACUGGACGGCACCGUCGACCUCCAAGGCCAGCCCGUGCUUGCUGUCAAGACCGGCAAAUGGAGAGCUUGUGCUUUUCUCGUUGGAUAUGAAGCUUUUGAAAGAAUGGCUUUUUACGGAAUAGCUUCAAAUUUGGUGGUGUAUUUGACAACCCAAUUGCAUGAAGAUACCGUUUCGUCUGUAAGAAACGUUAACAACUGGUCAGGAUCAGUGUGGAUCACUCCAAUUCUCGGUGCCUAUAUUGCUGACUCUUACUUGGGUCGAUUCUGGACCUUUACGAUUUCUUCCUUGAUAUAUAUCAUAGGAAUGGUCCUAUUGACGAUGGCGGUAUCGAUCAAAUUCUUGAAGCCCAGUUGCGAAAAUGGAGUAUGCAGCAAGGCCACCUCCACACAGAUUGCAUUUUUCUACACAUCUCUGUACAUAAUAGCCAUAGGGGCUGGCGGGACAAAGCCCAACAUUUCCACAUUUGGUGCAGACCAAUUUGAUGACCUAAAUCCCCAUGAGAAGAAGCUCAAGGCCUCUUUCUUCAAUUGGUGGAUGUUCAGUGCCUUCACCGGUGCACUAUUCGCCACACUUGGCCUUGUUUACAUCCAAGAGAACUUGGGAUGGGGAUUGGGGUAUGGAAUCCCAACUGUUGGCCUUAUACUGUCGAUUAUCAUUUUCUACGUCGGCACCCCAUUGUACCGGCACAAGGUGAGGAGGACUAGGCAUCCUGCCGGUGACCUUUUCAGGGUCAUCGUUACGGCCUUUGCCAAUGCGAAGCUUAUGCUGCCCAGCCAUCCGUCCGAGCUUCAUGAGUUGGACCAGCAAUAUUACAUCACUACAAGAAAACGUCGAGUCCUCCACACUCCGGUGUUCAGGUUCUUGGACAAGGCAGCAAUCAAGCAAGAAACCGGUAGUGUCAGUCCCUCAAGGAAACCAUGCACAAUUACUCAAGUGGAAGGGACAAAACUAGUCCUCGGCAUGGCCAUGAUAUGGCUAGUAACCCUCAUUCCCAGCACCAUCUGGGCUCAAAUCAACACUCUAUUCGUCAAACAGGGCAUCACCCUCGACCGCCACUUCGGCUCAAACUUCCAAAUCCCGGCAGCCUCGCUAAGCAGCUUCAUCACACUCUCCAUGCUGGUAGCCGUCCCUCUCUACGACCGCUACUUCGUCCCCUUCAUGCACAAGAAAACCGGCAACCCUAGAGGAAUCACCUUGCUGCAACGGCUCGGAAUCGGGUUCUUUAUCCAAAUACUAGCCAUUGCAAUCGCGUACGCAGUUGAAGUCAAGAGAAUGCAUGUCAUCAAAGUGCACCAGAUCAAGAGCCCGGAAGAAAUAGUCCCGAUGAGCAUCUUCAAUCUUCUGCCUCAAUACGUGCUUCUAGGCGUUGCCGAUGUGUUCAACGCCAUCGGCCUGCUGGAGUUCUUCUACGAUCAGUCACCAGAGGAGAUGCAGAGCCUCGGGACGACGUUUUUCACUAGCGGGAUCGGUGUGGGGAACUUCUUGAACAGCUUUCUUGUGACGGUGGUCGAUAAGAUGACUGGGAGGAAUGGGGGGAAGAGUUGGAUAGGAAAAAAUGUGAAUAAUUCACAUCUGGACUACUAUUAUGGUUUCCUUCUGAUACUGUCAACUCUUAACAUGGGAGCUUUUGUGUUGGCGGCUAAGAAGUAUGUGUAUAAAGUAGAAUCAUCAGAUGAGAUCAAAGAGGGAUCAUGUGUUCAAAUGGAGGGCAAAGCCUUGGACUUGUCCCCUUUGAGCUUGCAAGUUUGAUCUAAUUAGCAUUUAGAUCAUCUUUAUAUAAUAAUUAUAAAUUAAAUGUAUGUAAUUUUUAAAUUUUUGUA